AUGCCGCGAGCCCCCCGUGUCAGCGACGUGGGACCGUGGGACAUCUAUGCAGGAGACGUCAUCAUUCUUUCAGGUUGCCCGAGAGCAAAGAAGAGCGGCAUCAGGAUAGCACAGAGCAAGGAAGACAAAGAAGACCAGGAGCCCAUCAGAUGUCCCGUUCCCGGGUGUGAUGGCCAGGGCCACAUAACCGGGAAGUACGCCUCCCAUCGAAGCGCGUCAGGGUGCCCCCUGGCCGCCAAGAGACAGAAGGACGGGUACCUCAAUGGCUCGCAGUUCUCCUGGAAGUCGGUCAAGACGGAGGGCAUGUCGUGUCCCACGCCGGGCUGUGACGGGUCGGGGCACGUCAGCGGCAGCUUCCUCACACACCGGAGGUGA
This is a messenger RNA of Neomonachus schauinslandi (Hawaiian monk seal), 375 nucleotides long. RefSeq names its product myelin transcription factor 1-like protein. Bases 1 to 375 code for a protein of 124 amino acids. Gene Ontology annotation, biological process: regulation of transcription by RNA polymerase II. Lineage: Eukaryota; Metazoa; Chordata; Mammalia; Carnivora; Phocidae. The record is from RefSeq and is a predicted model, not a curated record. The transcript is spliced from 3 exons. Gene Ontology annotation, molecular function: DNA-binding transcription factor activity, RNA polymerase II-specific; zinc ion binding; RNA polymerase II cis-regulatory region sequence-specific DNA binding. Gene Ontology annotation, cellular component: nucleus.